Molecule: messenger RNA, 1539 nt
Organism: Arctia plantaginis
Lineage: Eukaryota; Metazoa; Arthropoda; Insecta; Lepidoptera; Erebidae
Source: the annotation of a GenBank genome assembly
AUGUCUUUCUUUGGUGUAGGAAAUCCUUUUUCUACGCCGGUGGGCCAAAAAAUAGAACAAGCUACAGAUGGAUCUCUACCUUCGGAAAACUGGGCUCUUAAUAUGGAAAUAUGUGAUAUUGUGAACAGUAGCACAGAUGGACCAAAAGAUGCCAUAAAGGCGAUCAGGAAGAGGUUGACACAGAGCGCUGGCAAGAACUACACAAUAGUGAUGUAUACACUGACUGUGUUGGAGACGUGUGUUAAAAAUUGUGGAAAAUCUUUUCAUGUUCUGGCUUGUAACAAGGAGUUCAUAUCAGAAUUGGUAAAACUAAUUGGGCCUAAGAAUGAUCCACCAACAGUUGUACAAGAAAAAGUUCUCAGUCUUAUCCAGUGUUGGGCUGAUGCAUUCCAAAAUCAGGCCGACUUACAGGGCGUUGUACAAGUGUACAAUGAACUACGAACUAAAGGCGUUGAGUUCCCGAUGACUGAUUUAGACGCUAUGGCACCUAUAUUUACUCCGCAAAGGGUGUUACAGAGUGUACCGGACGGUGGCGAACCCAUUUUGGGUUCCCCGCAACGUACCGCUAUGCCGCAAAACUCGCCCAGCCGCCCCCCUAUGGAGCAAGUUUCUUCAGCGGUGACUCUGUCUGAGAGUCAAACGAACAAGCUCCGUGCAGACCUGUCUGUCGUGGACGGCAAUAUGACUGUUAUGAACGACAUGCUCAACGAGCUCACCACUCAGCCGCACACCGCACACCAUGACAGCGAUAUUGAACUACUAAAUGAGCUGGCGGACACGCUGCGCGCGAUGCAGAGCCGCGUGGCCGAGCUGAUCGGGCGCCUCGCGGGGCAGAGCGCGCUCACGGCCGAGCUGCUGCACGCCAACGACACGCUCAACAACCUCCUGCUGCGCCACACGCGCUUCCUCAACAACAGGAACGCUGCGACCGGCGGAGCGACCCCAUCGGCCAUUUUGGGAGCUGCUAUGGGGGUACCCGGGACUAACGCGACUGUAUCACCCCAGAAGAAUGACGACGAUGCUUUGAUUGACCUUAGCGACGAUGUGCCAGAUAUUGCCAAACUGAGUGUGAAGGACGCACAACCCGACAAGUCCCCGAGCAGCGCCAAAGAUGAGUUUGACAUGUUCGCACAGUCGCGAAAUGUUACUUAUGAAAAUUCUAAAAUUGGCGGUAGCAGUUACGCCGAUAACAUGGAGGAGCAGACGUCCGCCAGUCUCGUGGCUGCUGCCAACCAACGUUCCACUCAAGCGCAGGUGCCUUUGCCAACGGGCAUGGAUCAAAGGGAGAUCGAUGAAAUAGCCGCUUGGUUAGCUCAGGAGAAGGCCAAUUCUGAAGCCAACGGAGCCCAAGAGAGCGUGACGAGCAGCGACUUCGACAAGUUCCUCGCCGAGCGCGCCGCCGCCGCCGACUCGCUGCCCCCCGCCCCCGCCCCCGCCCCCGCCUCCACCGCCCCCGCCCCUACCGACCCCACCCCCCAGCACACCCCGCGACAUCGACAGAUCAACAAGGAGGAGCAGGACUCUAUGUUCGCGCUCUGA